Ceratotherium simum simum (southern white rhinoceros) is the source of this 1408-nucleotide messenger RNA. RefSeq names its product guanosine monophosphate reductase (gene GMPR). The record is from RefSeq and is a predicted model, not a curated record. Gene Ontology annotation, biological process: nucleotide metabolic process. Gene Ontology annotation, molecular function: GMP reductase activity. Lineage: Eukaryota; Metazoa; Chordata; Mammalia; Perissodactyla; Rhinocerotidae. Gene Ontology annotation, cellular component: GMP reductase complex.
GAGCUGCUGGCUGCAGCCGCGCCGGCCGAGCGCGCCGACCGGCACCAUGCCCCGCGUGGAUGCAGACCUCAAGCUGGACUUCAAGGAUGUCCUGCUCCGACCCAAGCGAAGCAGCCUCAAGAGCCGAGCCGAGGUGGAUCUUGAGUGUACCUUCACAUUUCGAAACUCGAAGCAGACCUACUCAGGGAUUCCCAUCAUUGUGGCCAACAUGGACACCGUGGGGACAUUUGAGAUGGCAGUGGUGAUGUCACAGCACUCCAUGUUUACAGCAAUUCAUAAGCAUUACACCCUGGGUGACUGGAAGCUCUUUGCCGCUAAUCAUCCAGAACGCCUGCAGCAUGUAGCCGUGAGUUCGGGCAGUGGGGACAGCGAUCUGGAAAAGAUGAGCAGCAUCCUGGAAGCUGUGCCGCAGGUUAAGUUUAUUUGCCUGGAUGUGGCCAAUGGGUACUCAGAACAUUUUGUGGAAUUCGUGAAACUCGUCCGUGCCAGAUUUCCAGAACACACCAUCAUGGCAGGAAAUGUGGUGACAGGAGAGAUGGUAGAAGAGCUUAUUCUUUCCGGAGCAGAUAUAAUCAAAGUGGGAGUUGGACCAGGUUCUGUGUGCACCACCCGCACCAAGACGGGGGUGGGCUACCCCCAGCUGAGUGCCGUGAUGGAGUGUGCAGAUUCUGCCCACGGCCUGAAGGGGCACAUCAUCUCCGAUGGAGGCUGCACGUGUCCAGGAGAUGUCGCCAAAGCCUUUGGAGCCGGAGCAGACUUUGUCAUGCUGGGAGGGAUGUUUUCAGGCCACACCGAGUGUGCUGGAGAGGUGAUCGAGAGGAAUGGGCAGAAGCUCAAGCUCUUCUAUGGGAUGAGCUCGGAAACGGCGAUGAAGAAGCACGCGGGAGGCGUCGCCGAGUACAGAGCCUCUGAGGGCAAGACUGUGGAAGUGCCUUACAAAGGGAGUGUAGAAAACACUAUUCUGGAUAUUCUCGGGGGACUGAGGUCUACCUGCACCUAUGUGGGAGCCGCCAAACUCAAAGAGCUCAGCAGGAGGGCGACGUUCAUCCGGGUGACCCAACAGCACAACACCCUGUUCAGCUAACCUUGAAGAUGAGGUGACAUCUGGCUCGUGGAAGCUUCCACACACACCUGCUUUCCCAUCUCCUUCCUCCUGUUACAUCAGAGCUUCGGGCUGCUCCUGAAUGGUGGAAUGCUGCUUCUUCCUACCCCUCCUGCCGCCUGGAGGCUUUGGGGCUCCCCCUGGUGCCUUCCGGGGGGCCCAGAAGCAGGGCACUGAGAGGGUCAGUGGUCAGAGCCCAGCUGCCCAGAACUCAUAACCACAUUGUUACAACCAAUACUCACACCUUUUUCUUUCUUUUUUAAAAAGAAAACGGUUUCACUUUAAUAUAAUGCUAUUAUCUUAAGA